This is a messenger RNA of Culex quinquefasciatus (southern house mosquito), 10157 nucleotides long. RefSeq names its product protein lap4 (gene scrib). Gene Ontology annotation, molecular function: protein binding. The record is from RefSeq and is a predicted model, not a curated record. Gene Ontology annotation, biological process: neurotransmitter receptor transport postsynaptic membrane to endosome; neurotransmitter receptor transport, endosome to postsynaptic membrane. Gene Ontology annotation, cellular component: postsynaptic membrane; adherens junction; postsynaptic density. The transcript is spliced from 24 exons. Lineage: Eukaryota; Metazoa; Arthropoda; Insecta; Diptera; Culicidae. The coding region runs from base 941 to 9481 and encodes 2846 amino acids.
UUCAACUUUAUUGAAAGUUACUUUCUGUCAAUAAGUCAUCUGUCAAAACAAACUAAUCAACGUUAGAGGUUUUCGAAGCGGCUGGCAACCGGGCCCGCAUAGAGCAGUAAGAGCUCCACCAAGAAGGCGAAGCAAAAGAAAGCAAAGAACCGUAGUUCGUGUCAAUCUGGCCGUCGGUCGUGUCGUGUUUGAAAUAUUGCUCUCGUCAAAAAAUUGUGGCGCUUUUCGGUUGUUCGGUCCUUUUCAGUUUUUCCACUUGUUCGGUUGCGUUUUUCUUUUCGGUGUUUUUCCUCUCCUGCACGAGCAACAUUGGCGGUUUCACCACCAAUUCUCCGAGCAGCGCGCGAUUGUGCUCGCGGCCGAGGGCUUCCAGAAUGUGCUCCAGCGCUGCCGAGUGUAAACAAUUGGGCUCGUAAGACCCACUCCCGCGUCGGAGGGUGAGUGAGAGAGUAAGUGUGUCUAUUUGUCUGUGAGAGGAGGAGGGGUUGUGAGCGUGUGGGCGCGAGAGUCGUCGCCGUGAUUGUUGUAUUGAUUUUCGCGAAUGGUUUUACUCCCGCAACAACAACAGAAGCAAAAAAAAAAAUAAGGAAGGUAAGGGUAAAUGAAGUGAAGUGAGGCGGCAAGAAGACGUCGAAAAGACGAAAAAGAAUAAGUUCGUUCUUGCAUAGAAGAAAGGAAGAGUAAUAUCGAGUGUGUGUGUGUGUAUGUGCGGGCGCGUGUGUGAAGAAGAGCAAGAAAGGUGCUGCGGCUACUACGAUUGUAGUAGAAAGUAAGUGGAAUGUUGCGCUAAAACAGUGCAAAUCGAAGAAAACGAAAUCAAGUUGGCGAACUAGGAAGAAGUUUCUGUCGGAGGAGGAAAAAAGAAGAAGAAAGGAACAAAUUACCAACAGAAGAAAAACAACCGUGAAGAAGAAAACAAUAGGAAGAAGACGGCGGAACGAUGUUCAAAUGCAUCCCGAUCUUCAAGGGCUGCAACCGGCAGAUCGAGUACGUGGACAAGCGGCACUGCUCGCUGCCGAAUGUGCCGGAGGAGAUCCUGCGGUACUCGAGAUCGCUCGAGGAACUGCUGCUCGACGCGAACCACAUCCGGGAUUUGCCGAAGAACUUCUUCCGGCUGCACCGGCUGCGCAAGCUGGGCCUCAGCGACAAUGAGAUCAUGAAGCUCCCGUCGGACAUUCAGAACUUUGAGAAUCUGGUCGAGCUGGACGUCUCCCGGAAUGAUAUUGGUGACAUUCCGGAUGACAUCAAGCACCUGCGGAGCCUGCAGAUUGCCGACUUCAGCUCCAAUCCGAUCCCGCGGCUUCCGGCCGGGUUCUCGCAGCUCCGCUCGCUGACCGUGCUCGGGCUGAACGACAUGUCGCUGACCUCGCUGCCGCAGGAUUUUGGAUGCCUGUCGAAGCUGGAAUCGCUGGAGCUGCGCGAGAACCUGCUCAAAUCGCUGCCGGAGUCGAUCAGCCAGCUGACGAAGCUGGAGCGGCUCGAUCUGGGCGAUAACGAAAUCGAAGAGCUUCCGGCGCACCUCGGCUAUCUGCCGUCGCUGCAGGAGCUGUGGCUCGACCACAACCAGCUGCAGAAGCUGCCGCCGGAGAUCGGGCUGCUGCGCAAUCUGGUCUGUCUGGACGUUUCGGAGAACCGGCUGGAAGAGUUGCCGGAGGAGAUCGGCGGGCUGGAGCACCUGACCGACCUGCACCUGUCCCAGAACCUGCUGGAGGUGCUGCCCGACGGCGUCUCCAAGCUGACCCGGUUGACCAUCCUGAAGCUGGACCAGAACCGGUUGCACACGCUCAACGAGAGCAUCGGCCAGUGCGUGCACAUGCAGGAGCUGAUCCUGACGGAGAACUUCCUGAACGAGCUGCCUUACACGAUCGGCAACAUGACGAUGCUGAACAAUCUGAACGUGGACCGGAACUCCCUCGUCUCGGUCCCGAACGAGCUCGGCAAUUGCCGCAGCCUCGGAGUGCUCAGCCUGCGCGAGAACAAACUCACCAAACUGCCCUCCGAGCUGGGCAACUGCGCCGAACUGCACGUGCUGGACGUGUCCGGCAACCGGCUCCAGUAUCUGCCGUACUCGUUGGUCAACCUGCAGCUCAAAGCGGUGUGGCUCUCGGAGAAUCAGGCGCAACCGUUGCUAACAUUCCAGCCGGACGUGGACGAAGCGACCGGUGACCAGGUGCUCACGUGCUUCCUGCUCCCCCAGCAGGAGUACGUCCCGGCCAGCCCGGAAAACCGCGGCGACGACACCGACUCCGAGGACUGGGAAGAACGCGAAGCGUCCCGAACCCACUCCGUCAAGUUCAGCGAAGAUUCCAACGUCGACAAAGACACCCCCUUCGUCCGUCAAAACACCCCUCACCCAAAAGAACUCAAACUCAAAGCCCACAAACUGUUCGCCAAGGAGAAGAAGUCCGACGACAUGAGCGGAGGAAAUCUGGACACCCUCUCGGAAGAGUCGUCCUCGCGCCCCUCCCAACUCAACAAAGCAGCCGCAGGAAUGUCCACCAUGGACGACAUUCAGGGCGUCGCGAAUGAACCCAUUCCGGAGGAGGAGGACGACGCCGGAGGGCGGAAUGUGGUGACGGAGGCGGAGCAUGGCGUUGGAGGGGAGGAGGACGGGUACGAGAAGCGCGUUGGGUUCGAUGUGAACGACGAGGAGCGGUACUACGAGCAGGAACAGCUGCCCGAGGAUGGUGAGGAGGGGGAGGAGGAAGAGUCGCACGAGAAGAAGCCCGUGUCGAAGUUGCAUCGGAGAGACACGCCCCACCACCUGAAAAACAAGCGCGUCCACCACGGCGGCAUCUCGGACAAGGCCAACUCGCUGGUGCUAAACUCGCUCAAGCUGAAGGAACCUCCGGUAGCUCUCCAGCAGCAGCAGCAGCAGCCUCCUCCGAAGCUGUUGGAGGAACCGGUGCUGGAAACGGUCCAGGAACCGGCUGGCGGUGAUGACGCUACCGACGCCUUCACCGAGCUCAAGGUGGAAAAGCUCGAGAUCCACAUCGAGCGGACGUCGGCCGGCCUCGGGCUGAGCAUAGCCGGCGGCAAGGGCUCGACGCCGUUCAAGGGCGACGACGAGGGCAUCUUCAUCUCGCGCGUCACCGAGGGGGGUCCCGCCGAUCUGGCCGGCCUCCGGGUGGGCGAUAAGGUACUUAAAGUGAACGGCAUCUCGGUGGUCGAGGCGGACCAUUACGACGCCGUGGAGGUGCUGAAGGCGUGCGGAUCGGUGCUGGUGCUGUUCAUCAGCCGGGAGGUAACCCGGCUAAUUGGACAUCCGGUGUUUGACGAGAGUGGUUCGGUGGCGCAGAUCAACGUGGUUGAGCAGCAGAGCCUGGAGCAGAAGAUGGUGCCGGAGGUUGAGACCGGCGGGGGAGGCAUAGCCGGAGGAGGCGGUGAAGCACCACCGCAUCCGUCGUUCAACGUGGUCGGUCUGCCAAACGGGAACGCUGGAACGCCACCAACCCUGCCAACGAUUGGCUUGCUAAACGGAAAUGAAAUUACCCACAAGGUUAUCCUGCACACGACCCUCAUCCGGGACACGAUUGGCCAGGGCCUUGGGUUCAGCAUAGCUGGUGGCAAAGGACACGCACCCUUCCGGGACGGUUCCGAAGGCAUUUACAUCUCGAAGAUAACCGAGAACGGAGUGGCGCACAAGGAUGGGAAGAUCCUUGUUGGAGACCGCGUGCUCGCAAUCAAUGGGGUUGAUAUUACGAACGCCCACCACGACUAUGCGGUGCAGCUGUUGACCGAUCAUCAGCGCUUUGUGCGGUUGGUAGUGCAGCGGGAGGUGAAGGGGCCGCUGGAGCCGCCGACGAGUCCGCGCAGUCCGGCGAUGCUGAAGAGUCUCAACCCGAGCGGGUACAUGGCGAAUCGACCGGCUUACACCGGUUACCGCCGCUCCAUCGAAGACCCAGCCGACCUCAACAAUCCUGUGGCCGAUGUGGCCAAACCAGCCGCCACCACCACCACCAUCCAAGAACCGCUCACCACCCAGACCACCGUACACAAGGUAAAUGGGGCCUCCAAAGGUCCGUCACCACCACCACCACAACCACCAACUUCCCUUCUCGGUACCGCAUUCGGUGGCGGUAGCCAAUCUAGUACUUCACCCACCAUCACCACCACCACAAUCUCACCUCCAUCAACAUCUUCAUCAACGCAAUCGACACCAUCGCAAACAACUUCAUCGUCCUCCUCACCAUCGUCACAGCAAACGCAAUUGUUGAGUUCAUUUGCACAGCAAUCAUCAUCACAUUUAUCACGACAGCAAAAUGCAAACUCGACGGCAGCGGCGACGACGUUUAUCGGUCAACAACAGCAACUUCAGCAACAACAGCCGCAACAACCUCCAUUACCUGCCCCACGAACAGUAUUAUCGCAAACGUCUGUAAAUAACAGCAAUGGUAGUAGUUCUAACAACAACAACAACAUCGUCAUGACCAACAACAGCAGCAACAACACAAAUGGUAGUAGUAGCACACAAGCACCACACAACCACAACAACAACAACAUCAUCAACAACAAUCAGUCGUCGGCGGCAGAGCCCGCAAUCAACGGUACAAGCAAUACAAGUAGUAGUUUGGUAGCGAAGGGAACGAAUGACGACGCGCAGGUUGCGGCCCGGCCCAUGACGAGCGCCGACUUCCAGGCGAUGAUCCCGUCGCACUUUAUCAGCGGUGGCCGCCACGGCCAGGUGCAGGUUGAGGCCGGUGAGCACGGGCCCUCGGUCACCGUGACCGUCCAGAAGGCCGUCCCGGACGUGCCGAUGUUGCCGCCGGCGCCCACCGAACUCGGCACCGUCACCGAAACCAUCACCAAGUCGACCUUCACUGAGACGGUAAUGACCCGGGUUACUGACAAUCGGUUAUUGGAACCACUAAUCAGUGAGGAAGUGGUGCUGCCCAAGGAUCAGGGUUCGCUCGGUUUCAGCAUCAUCGGUGGCACGGACCACUCGUGCACGCCAUUCGGGGCCCACGAGCCCGGUAUCUUCAUCUCACAUAUCGUCCCCGGUGGCAUCGCGGCCCUGUCCGGCAAGCUGCGCAUGGGCGACCGCAUCCUCAAGGUGAACGGCACGGACGUGACGGGCGCCACGCACCAGGAAGCGGUGAUGGAGCUGCUGCGGCCGUGCGACGAGAUCCGGCUGACCGUUCAGCACGAUCCGCUGCCUGCCGGAUUCCAGAAUUGCGAAAUAGUUUGCUUGCAAACGGAGGAAGUGCGAAUCGUCAAGCAGGAGGGCGAACGGCUCGGCAUGCACAUCAAGGGCGGCCUCAACGGGCAGCGCGGCAACCCGCUGGACGCCGCCGACGAGGGCGUGUUCAUCUCGAAGAUCAACAGCUCGGGGGCGGCCAAGCGGGACGGCCGGUUACGCGUGGGCCAGCGUAUCCUCGAGGUCAACGGGUGCAGCCUGCUCGGGGCCACGCACCAGGAGGCGGUCAACUCGCUGCGCGCGUCCGGAAAUGCGCUCCAUCUGGUGGUGUGCAAGGGCUACGAGAAGAGCGAUCUGAUCCACCAGUCGAUCGGCGGUGCCGGCGGAAUGACCGCCGGAAUAAGCAAUAACGGGCACAGCACGCGAAUAGGAUCCCGUGCCUCGGAAACCGGUUCCGAGCUGAGCCAGAGCGUGUCCAGCCUGGACCGGGAGGACUCGAUCGUCGAGAUGUCCCACCAGCGCAAGAUCAGCGUGGACCGCGUCCCGGAGGAGGAACCGAUGCCCGUGGUGGCGACGGCUGCCGCCGCCGCUCCGAUGGUACCAGCCAAGCCGACAGUGGUACCAGAACCGGUCACGACGACGGUGGCCGCGGCGCCUUCGCAGGCUCUGAGUCGCGUAACGCCCGUUUCCGGUGACUCGCAGGCGCUGGUGGCCGCGAGGGAGAAGAGUACGCCGGAAAAGGUCCUGGACAUUGUCCGCGCCGCCGAAUCGCUGGCCCUGGGCGGAAGCGCCCUCGUCGAGAACGGUCCGCCCAAAUCCCCGACGGAACCGGCCGCGGCCGAACCGCUCCAGAAGACGACCACGAUCGUGAUGUCCAAGCACACGCUGGACACGCACCAAUCGACGCCACAGGUCCCCGACGGCCGCCGAUAUGGCAAUAUCAGGCCCGCGUUGCAUGCAAACGAACCCAGUAAAACCACCACCUCGAUUAACUCCACCUACUCCACUAGUACUACUACCAACACCACCAACACUAGCUCUACUACCUCCUCCGCGUCGACGUCGUCGACGUCCGCGACCUCGUUUGACACUACUAACCAAAACAACAACAACAACAACACCUCGUCAACUGCGACUUCGUCGCAGCCACUUCCGGCGACCAAGAGUUACCUUCCGGUUUACACCGGAUAUCGGUCCGCAAGCGGAUCCUCGAAGGAGCCAUCGCCGGAGAAACCGCCUCCAAUUCCGGCGAGUCGCUCGGUGACGCCCACUCCCGGUGGCGGCCACCGGAAGUCGGUCAGCUUCGAUCUGGUCGAUCCGAACGAGUCGGAGCACCGGAAGGCGGCGGCUGCGGCCACCGCGGAGCGUUUGUUGAGAGAUGCGAACAAUAAUAGUGGAGGGGGACAACAGUUGAAGGGAAUUCUGCGCAGCGGGAGUCCGACGGCUUCGAGUCGGAGCAGGAGCACGACGCCGGAAGAGGACCAGGUGCGGGGGCGGUACGUUCGGGGGGAGGAAGUUGAUACCGAGGAGGAUGACAGCGAGGAAGACAGUGAAGAGGAGGAGAGUGAGGAGGAGGACCAUCGGAAUCCGUUCCGGAAGGAGUUUUUGCCGGAAGAGGAAGUGGUUCGGAGGAGGUCACCUCCGAGGAGGGUGGAAGAUAGACCUUUAUCUCGAGAGGUUAAGCGAGCGGAGAUUGUGCUCAACGAGGGCCUCCGGAACAUGGAGGAGGACUUUGGACAGGGGGACUACGUCGAGUACGAGCACGACACCCGGACGAACACGAUCCGGGAGGUUCGCGCGUCAUCGACGCCUGAUCUCAACCGAAUCGAGCUGAUCGCUGCCAAAUAUGACGUCCUCCCGACGAAGAAGCGCGCCGAGUUUAUCCACGAAAAUUGCACCGCCAACACGCUGGUUCCGGAAGAGACCCACCGGCAGGUCCUGCUCGAGGAGAACCGCGUCCGCAACGAGCUCCUGUCCCGAUCGACGAACCCGUUCCUAGACUACGGCCAAUCCGUCUCCCCCGUGCCACCCCACCCGGCCUCACCUUCACCGCACUGGUCCGGCUCCAACCCCACAAUCUACCCACCGGUCCAGGUCCUUCCGGUGCACUACACCAAACUUCCGACGCCCCAGCACACAAUCUACACCUUCACCAACCAACCUGCUCCGGCGGCGCCGCCACCAACCCACCACCAUCACCCGUCGCCGUACGGCGGAACAACCUACCUGUCGCCACCGCCAGCGCCGAAAACGCCGAAGAGCGUGUCCGACAAGAAGCGCUUCUUCGAGAACGCCAUGGAAGAUCAGACCAAGCAGACGCCGAAACCUGAGAAAGUGUUCUCUUUCCUCUCGCAAGACGAGGUCGAGAAGCUGAAGCAGGAGGAGGAGAAGAAGAUUGCGACGCUGGGGCGGCGCCACAUCCGGGAGCGCGACUACGAAGAGGAAGAGGAGGAGGACGAGUUCUGUUCCGGCGAUAACGACGACGACGACGACGAAGAUGACGAGAUCCGCAGACGGUACGGAAAGUCCGACGAGAACGAUAACGAUAUGAGCAUUAACAAUUCGUCGACGACGGCAUCGAACACAUUCACCACACCAACACAUCAACAACAAUGCCCAACGAUUCACGAGGAACGGCAGCAAUCGGCGACGUCGACACCUGGGCAGAUGAAAACGCCCGUCAGCCGGAUUCCGAUCCGGACGGCUAAUGCUGAGAAGCGAGCGCGGGCGAACGAUAUGCUACCGCCGGAGUACGACGAGUCCAAGCUGAGCCCGUCGGAGAUACGGGCGCUGAGGGCCCAAAAGCGUGCCGCGUGGCGCCAAGCUCGCCUCAAAUCGCUGGAAAACGACGCCUUGCAGGCGCAGAUCAUGAUCCAAACGAUGAACGCCGUCACGAUGCAGGACGGCGAUCAAUCGAACAACAACAACCCGGCGGUGCUACAUCUAAAGUCCGACCAUCACGAUUACUACCCAACGAUUGCAGAGCACGUCGUCAGUAGCAGCGAUGAGCAGUCAUCGACGACGUCAUCGCUAACCCAGGUCAGUGGCGCGGCGUACCCACCGAUCGCGCCGAAACCUCCCACGGUCCGGUUUCCCCGGAUUGCGGUGAAAUCGCGUGAAACCGGCAACGAAGUGGUGCUGCGCGAGACGGAAAAAGUGCUCGACGAGAAGGUGAUCGGCGGAAGGACGGAGGAACUGCCCGGUGGGGGCCUGCGCACCGUCGAGUACGUGGAGAAGGUCAUCGAGACGGAGGUCGAAACGAUGCGCGAGCGGAUCAUCAUGCUCGAGCUUGAAGAGCCCUCUUCCGGCAGCAGCGAACGUCCACUCCCCGCCCAAAAGUCCCUCGAUCAGGACGAUUCAACCGAGGCGGCGGACGACGUGUCCCUGGAGGAAGAUCACGUCGACCAUGGCGGGCCGUUUGACGAAGAAGAUGAAGACGAAGACGAAGUGAACCCGCUGCAGACGAUCGUGGAGGUCGUCAACCCAGCGUUGAGUGGGGGAAAUGGCCAGAUCAAUGAUAUCAUCGUUGGCCGGUUCAACGACGAUUGCGGGGUCGGUGGAGGGGACGAUUCGUUUGUGUCCUCGGCGGGAGGUUAUGGGGAGGGUAGCAGCAGGUUUGGCUACGAAGAAGGACGGUACGUGUCGAUCAACGAUAAGAUGAAGAACGUGCUGCGGGAGCUGAAGCAGAACGAGAAGGUGAGACUGAACCUUAGCAAGAGUAUGACGGAGGAGGAACGGGCGGAGCAGGAGGAGGAGGAAGAGGAAGAGGAUGAUGAAGAUUUGGAGCAGUAUCGGCAGCAGAUGGAGUAUUCGCACUCGGAACAAUACCCCUCGAUCGUAUCCGCCAGUGGCGGCGGCAUCCACAACGACGCCGUCGAAAUCGACGACGACGACGAGGAGUUCCGGCACUACGAGGAGAAAACCGGUGCCAUCGGAACGGUAUUCAUGGUGCGCGAGCGUCUCAUCAACGACUUUUACACCCACCAGAGCGAUUUGCACGAACAACCUGCUCCAGCUCCAGUUCCGAGUCAACCGAGUCAGAUUCCCACCCGGGUGGUGGACUUUUACGCCGGCGAGGACGAUGGCUGCGAGGUCAUCGGCAAUCCGAGCGCCUUCGAAGCGUUUGGCGGGGACGAACAGCUGGACCGGAUGGCCAAGCUGCAGAAGCAAACGCUGCAGGAUGAGAAACUGCGGGCGGUUUUCUGCGCCGAAGAGGAUGACGACGACGAUGAGGAUGAGGUCGUCGGGGGGAAGAAGGCUGGGGAGGAAAAGCCCAGCGGAAUUCCGGUGGCAACUGGGACCGGUUCCAAGCGCAAGAAGCGAAAGAGCAAAAAGAAGAAGUAGAAAGUGAGGUGGGUUGAGCAUUAUUAUUUUUCGUCCCGUCGAAAUCUCCGUCCUAAAAUCACAAACUUAAAGAGAGAGUUUUUUUGUGGUUUGCAUUUGUUUUUACGUUGAUCGAAUCGAACGAAAAUCGCGAAAGAUUGGUUUUAAAAACUAAACACAGCAAAAACACAAUUCACACACGUUCUAGAAAUUCCAUAACGCAAUUCCACAGCACUGCAAUUAUUUUAGUCGUCGCGACAAUAAGUAACGAAGAAGAAAGGUUAAUAAGUUUUACUUGCUAAUUGGAAAAACUAUUAUUUUCUCAAACAAGUAUUUAUUUAUCUAUCAGAUAAUAACCAAUUCCUUAUUUUUUAUAUUUUCGUGAAAGAAAGAAAAAGGAUGCAAUGUGGAAGUUAAGUGAAACUCACACACACUAUUUUUACAAUAAUUACUUUAAUUAAUAUUUAAUGGUAAAAAAAAAUCUAGCAACUAAACAAAAUCAACAAAACUGAAUGAUAAUCAUUGUCAAUCUCUCCACUAUACUUUAUAUUAAUCUACUACGAAAAAUCUGCUACGUAUAGAGAAAUUGUGUGACUUUUUCUCGCUCGAAAAAAAAAACAAUAAAAAUUAGAGAGAAUGGAGCCCUUUUUGUCGAAUGUUGGCAAAUUGGAGCCUCUUAAAUAAUUGAAAAAAAAAA